Messenger RNA from Heterotrigona itama, 1894 nucleotides. The record is from the annotation of a GenBank genome assembly. NCBI's taxonomy places the organism in Eukaryota, Metazoa, Arthropoda, Insecta, Hymenoptera, Apidae.
AAAAAAGUUCCUUGAAAAGAAAACUAUAGAGAACUAACAAUUAUUUAACUUAAAAAAAUACAAUGAAUUUAUAAUGAAUAAAUAUAUAACUAUUUUGACAUAACUAUUAAAUAACUAUUAAUUUAGUUAUUAAUUUAAUAAAACGUUUAAUUCAAAGUGUAUGUGCUUGAUUUUUAAUUUAUUCGUCUUUAUUAUCUAUGGUCUGUCGUCAAAGAAGUUUUACAAGUAAUUCAUGUCUUGAAGAUUUUACAAAUGUUCGUGUUAAAUUGUUGAAACUCUCGAUAAGAAAAUAAAUUAUUAUUUUAACAAGAAGUAUGACUUCUAUUAGCGAAAUUAGUUCGUUACCUAAAACGAAAAAACCUUCGGACAGUGCAUUUAAACAGCAACGUUUACCUGCUUGGCAACCAAUACUUACUGCUGGAACUGUUUUACCAACAUUUUUUGUAAUUGGGAUUGCUUUUAUACCAGUUGGAGUUGGAUUGCUUUAUUUUUCUGAUCAGGUUAAAGAAUAUAUUUUAGACUAUACAGAUUGUAAUUCUACAAACAUAUUUCGUGGAAAAGAACCUAUUAAAUGUGCAGAUGCUAUAGCAGAAGAUCGUUCAAAGCCUUGUGUUUGUGAAUUAAACUUCACAUUACCAUAUGAUUUUAAUGGAAAAAUUUAUAUGUAUUAUGGUUUGACUAAUUUCUAUCAGAAUCACAGGCGAUAUGUAAAAUCAAGAGACGAUAAUCAACUAUUGGGAAAAUUGAGUGAUGUUGUCUCUACAGACUGUGAACCAUUUGCUUAUGAAGGAGAGAAAGCUAUUGUACCAUGUGGUGCUAUUGCUAAUUCAUUAUUUAGUGAUAAUUUAAAAUUAUUUUCUGAAAAACAUAAAAAGCAUGUACCAUUAUUAAAGACUGGAAUAGCUUGGCCCUCAGAUAAGAAUAUUAAAUUUAAAAAUCCUGAGGGUAAUUUAAUAGAAGCAUUUAAGAAUUUUGCAAAACCAAAAAAUUGGACUAAACAUAUUUAUCAGCUAGAUGAAGAAAAUGAAAGCAAUAAUGGUUUUCAAAAUGAAGAUCUCAUUGUUUGGAUGAGAACUGCUGCUUUGCCUACUUUUAGAAAACUAUACCGCAGAGUAAAUCAUACAGAAAAUGGUUUCACUGAAGGUCUAUUAGCAGGGAAUUAUACACUUACCGUUAAUUACACAUAUCCUGUGUCUGCCUUUGAUGGUAGAAAAAGAAUGAUUUUGAGUACUACUUCUCUUCUUGGUGGGAAAAAUCCUUUUCUUGGUAUUGCUUAUAUAGUUGUAGGAUGUAUUUGUUUAUUGUUAGGCAUCACAUUAUUAAUAAUACACAUCAAAUGUUCUAAAAGUGUAACAGAGAUGAUCAAUGUGACUCCAAAUACACCAUAUCAAGAAUAAUUAUCCAUAAUUGUUAUAAAACUUGAAGAACAUUCUGAAUAUUCUGCAUUUAAUUUGUAAGUGUCAAUAUAAAACAAUCUAAUUUAACUAGAAAAUGCAUAUUUAAAAAGAAUUUUAGUUUAGUUUAUAUAAAAAAAAAAUAAUAAUAAUUGUUACCACUUCAUGUCUUUCUAAUAGAUAUUUCAAUAUAUUUCUUUACUGUUAUUAUUUCAAUCAUUAUUUUAUAGAAGAAACAUUAUAAUUCUUUGUUAUUAAAAAUAUGAAAAAUGGACAUGUAUGUAUUUUAUGCAUUGACACAAUAUUUAUGUAUAAAUAUACAUAAUUAUAUUGCAAGAAUAUAAUUAAUAUAAGUAUUUAUAUAUACUUGUAUAUGUAUUGAGAUACUCAAAAUAAUUAUUAAAACAAAUUAGGAAUUAUUAAUACCUAAUUAAAGGUAUAAAGAUAUUACAUAGUAAUUUUUAACAUUUAUUAUUUAUGUAUUCAACUUUAACAAGUUG